GAACCACAGAGACAAAACAGACAGUGGGACAUGGCCAGGCAGGUUUUAUUUCACAUUAUCGUUUUGUGCACCGUUGUCGUGGUAACUGUGGUUGGUUACAUGUCCUGGACCGAACUCAUCUUUGGUGUCCCUCGAGGCGUCCCACAGCUGCGGCGUUCCGAGUGGUCCACGGCUCCUCCCACCACGACAGAUCCGCCCGGCCUCACCCCCAUCCCCAUCAUGUACCGCAAGAACUACAGCAAACUGCCCGAGUGGGACUUCGACGAUAAGUACAGGACCGACAGGCGUCCGCACAAGACGACACAGAAAUGUGACAGCAGUUUGUGGAGGAGGAUCCAGUCGGAGCCGGAGCUGAAAGACAAGUUCAUCCCAAACAUUCGAAUGUACGUGUACAACGGCAGCAUCAGCAUGAGCGAGUGGAACAGACUAUCACACUUCAACAACCCCUUCGGCUUCAUGGACUUCAACCACCAAGAUGUGAUGGCCGGUCUGAGCCUGGUCCAGAAGCCCAAGGAGCCUCUGCUGCUGCCUAAACCAGGCAGACCCUGCAUCACCUGUGCUGUGGUCGCCAACGGAGGAGUGCUCUGGAGGUCCAAGAAGGGAGCAGAGAUUGACAGCCACGACUAUGUCUUCAGGGUGAACGGCGCCCUGACAAAAGGAUUCGAAGACGACGUGGGCAAUAGAACCGACGUCUACGUCCACACCUCGUACUCCAUCACCGCUUCUAGUGCUACUCUUCAGAAGUACAACUACUCUGGGGCCCCGCAUGAUCAGGGUAUAAAGUAUGUGCUGAUCCCUGAAGGCUUGAGGGACUUUGAGUGGUUGACUGGACUUUACAAACGAGAGAGACUCACCCAUGGAUCAUAUGAAGGACACAGUCCCUGGGAGUUCUACUCGGGUCAGUUCAAUGAGACGCGGUUCUACGUUCUUCACAUGGACUUCCUGAGAUUCGUCAGAAACAGAUUUCUAAAGUCAGAGACUCUGAACACCAUAGACUGGCCCAUCGUACGACCCACAAACGGAGCCUUAAUGAUGUUCCUGGCUCUGCAGCUCUGUGACAAGGUAAGCGCUUACGGAUUCAUCACGGAAAACUACGAGAAAUACUCCAACUACUACUUUGAGCGUGGAGCCAAAACUGAAGUCGUGUUCUACGCAAACCACGACUACGACCUGGAGAGGGCGCUGUGGAAGAGGCUUCACGACCUGGACGUCAUUCACCUGUACCUGGGAGAACCAUGAGACGCUGAGCCCACACAGCGCUCCCCGAAGAACACACAGGGCCCUACAAAGGACACACGGGGCCCUACAAAGGACACACGGGGCCCUACAAAGGACACACAGAAAACUAAGACACUAUAAGAUGCAACAAACCUGACCACAAUUGGAAAAGUAUCUGAGUGGGAUUUUUGUUUACUGAACAUUUAUUGAUUUAUGUUUAUUUAAUUUAUUUGAAGUAUUCGGUUCAUGAUUUUCAUUUGACCUGAAACUGAGAAACAACACAAACUGUGAAACCUGCUGGUAGUUUUCAGGUACUAAAAUGUGAUGAUGUCAUACUCCCGGGCGGGGCCCAGUGCCUGAACACACACGUUGGCCAUGUCCUAAUUCGCCCACCUGGCCUUAGAAUCACCAUUGGAAGGGCGGUUCGAAGGGCAGUGACGUAAUUUCCGGCGCGACAAGGGCUGUCCCAUUUCAACCCACCCUACUGAAUGCGGCCGACAAAUCUGCCCUUCCCUUUGCACCGUUUCCAUGGAGAUCGGACGUAACCGCAGCGUGCAUCCGUGCACACUUCACGCACUUCUAUAUCCCGUCAUGCACCGCGACUAUGCAAGAAACAGAAGAAAAUGGAGUCCACUGCGCAAUAUACGUUCAAAUGUUCGUACUGGUUUACCUCAUCUACAACAGAGCGACAUGAAACUGUUAAAUCUGAAUAAAGAUAAGUACAGGCCGUGUUUGAUUAAAAAGGAGUUACAUGGAAUAAAGGAAUGUGCAGUUAUUGCUAGACAAUAAGAAGACAAUAUUAUCAUUAAAAAUUAUUACUGCAAUAAGAAUAAUGUAAGAAUGUUCGAUUCUAUUGUGUCAAAGACCAAGAGACUGAAACAUAAAGUCAGAAGGUUUAAUGAUCCACACAGGUAAUGUGAACAAUGAAGCAACGGACUCUCAGGAAAGGACAGAACAGAGUCCUGAGACGGGCACAAAAUAUUCAUGACUUCCGGUACAUUCCAUAGGUCUGCGCCCCCUGGUGGACACGUGUCAUUUACCUUCAUGUUAGUAAAUCAAGACACUAGUUUGAUGUAGCGCUGCACUGCUCGAAAAUACUUCACAAUAAUAAGAUGAAAAGAACUGGCACGGCACAGAAGGGAAACAGCGCCCUCUACUGUUAUUAAAGUGGUGCAGACACUGGACAAAAUACUGAACCAUUAAACUGCAAUAUCCCACUUUAUGUACAACUAAUCAGUGUCUCUGGUUUAUAGACUAUGAAUGUGAAAAUGAUCCUGUUUCCUCUGUCUCCAUUAUUACGUUUUCACAAGGUUUAUUUUGUUAAAGUUAUGAAGUAGCUACAAUUGAGUAAAAAAAUCACCUCAAACGUUAUAUUUGCCUAUUGAUAUUCAAUCUAAACAGAAAGAAACGGCUGCGACGACGACAUCUUGACUUUUCUUCUAUUAAAUAAUAAAUCAUUAAAAAUAACGUACGUAAUGUGCGUAUCGUACGCUCAAAGACAGCGGUGGAAGUGCGG
This is a messenger RNA of Periophthalmus magnuspinnatus, 2734 nucleotides long. Its product is annotated as alpha-N-acetylgalactosaminide alpha-2,6-sialyltransferase 1-like. The record is from RefSeq and is a predicted model, not a curated record. The transcript has 9 exons. NCBI's taxonomy places the organism in Eukaryota, Metazoa, Chordata, Actinopteri, Gobiiformes, Gobiidae. The coding region runs from base 31 to 1239 and encodes 402 amino acids. Gene Ontology annotation, molecular function: sialyltransferase activity.